Messenger RNA from Populus nigra (black poplar), 1099 nucleotides. Its product is annotated as RNA-binding protein involved in heterochromatin assembly dri1. Gene Ontology annotation, molecular function: mRNA binding. The transcript is spliced from 5 exons. The record is from RefSeq and is a predicted model, not a curated record. Gene Ontology annotation, cellular component: cytoplasm. NCBI's taxonomy places the organism in Eukaryota, Viridiplantae, Streptophyta, Magnoliopsida, Malpighiales, Salicaceae. The coding region runs from base 441 to 866 and encodes 141 amino acids.
UCACCAGCUAUAUUGAUACUCUCGCACAACUAUUGUAUUAACCUCGCUGCUCUUCAGCUAAUUGCUCUUCAAGGCUCAGGCCUUCAGUUCACAUAAGCUGCAAUCCGGGUUGAGCCCAAUGGUCUGGCAUUCUUGCUGUAUAUGGUGCAUGUCAUAGGAUCAAAUGUUGUAGAAAAGAAGCUAGAGUCCCGUAAUUAAUCAAAACGCGUGUUCAUAUAGCUGAUCUGUUCGUAGCUAGCUUAGCGGAAGGAGCUUAGUAGUAUAUUAUGACCUGAGAAUACUGCAAUUCUAUAUAGCAUGUUUACCAUCAGAUUUCAAUGCCCUUGAUUAGUAGCAGCUAGAACCAAGUAUAAGUCGAGGAAACUGAUGAUCAAGGUCUAAUUGUCAGCAUGCAUGCUCAUUCAGUCUUAGGCUUCGAGGACCGAUGAACACACAAAGGGAUGGGAGAUAAAAUGAGCUGGACAGCUGGAGGAGAUUGGAUGUGCAGCGCAUGCCAGCACCAGAAUUUCAAGAAAAGGGAAAUGUGCCAACGUUGCGGGUACCCUAAGUACGGCGGCCCUGAUCCGGCAACCUACAUAUGCAAUGCAACAAAGGUUUUGGCUGGGGACUGGUAUUGUUCCGCCAUGAACUGUCAAGCUCACAACUAUGCUAGCCGGUCAAGCUGCUAUAAUUGUGGUGCAUUAAGAAAUGAUCAUGCUGCAGGUGGGUAUGGAAGCAACACUUAUGGAUCUGAUGGAAGUGAUCCUCCUGGAUGGAAAACUGGUGAUUGGAUUUGCACCAGAUUGGGAUGUGGAGUCCAUAAUUAUGCUAGCAGGAUGGAAUGCUUUAAAUGCAGAACACCGAGGGAAUACAGUGGUGGAUAUUGACAGAAAGUUGUAAUUACAAAGACAACGUGGAUCUUGACUUCCUACGACCCUGGCUUCUCCUCAAACACUUUCUCUUGGUUUCAGUUUUGAGUUAACAAUAAGCUUUAGGCUGACAUUGAUCCAAGGACCUUUCCCAGAAGCACAGGCAUGUAUUGGAGCUGAGAAAUACUCUCUGGCUUCCUUAAUUGUGUUCUUGAAAUCUAUGAAGCUUAAGAAUUUUUCCCUCCCUUUAA